UCCGAACUCCACCCAGUCAAACGAACAUACUGCAACUUAAACCCUAGUAAAACCUCCGCCCGAUCUCACACACACACACACAUACACACUGAAAUGCACAGAACUGUAAGACGAGCUAUAAUAAUCGGAAAUGGGUUCGCCGGAGCCGAGAAUCAAUGUUAUGGAUUAAUCCGAGCUUUAGGCCUAUCUCAUCGUCAUUCUUUGUAUCGUGUUCGUAGACCCAAAGAGGGGAUCAAUAAGUGGCUUAAUUGGGUCCCUCUUUCCACACACACAAGAUUACAUCGAAUAAAAAGCCAACUGUUUGAUCCACACUCCAUAGUUUCUGAUCAAUCUGAUAUCUUAGAAGCUGAUCCUGAGCUAAUUGCAUCCAAAGCUAGUGAGACUUUUGGGAAAGAUGGUCCGUUAUUGGUGGUUGCAUCUGGCCGGGAUACUAUAUCUGUUGCAAGUUCAGUUAAACGGUUAGCUCCGGACCAUGUUUUUACUAUUCAGAUACAACAUCCGCGGUCACAUUUGAGUAGGUUUGAUUUGGUGAUUAGUCCUCAUCAUGAUUAUUAUCCGCUGACUCCCGAAGGAAAGAAACAAAUUCCUUGGUUUCUUCGUGGCUGGAUUACUCCUCGUCAACCUCCUCGAAAAAAUGUGGUCUUAACACUCGGAGCCCUUCAUCAAGUUGAUUCAGAUGCAUUACGAUGUGCAGCCUCAGCCUGGCAUGAUGAGCUGGCAUCACUGUGUAAACCCUUGCUUGUGGUCAACAUAGGAGGACCUAUUCGUCACUGCAGAUAUGGUGCUGACCUGGCCAAGCAAUUAACAGCGUCAUUGAUGAAUGUUAUAUCAACAUGUGGGAGUGUUAGGAUUUCGUUUUCCAGACGAACCCCCAAGCAGGUAUCUGAGAUCUUGGUAGGGGAAUUUCAUAACCAUCCUAAGGUUUAUAUUUGGGAUGGCCAAGAUCCGAAUCCACACAUGGGGCAUCUAGCAUGGGCCGAUGCUUUUGUGAUUACUGCUGAUUCAGUGAGCAUGUUAAGUGAGGCUUGCAGUACCGGAAAGCCUGUUUAUGUAAUUGGAGCUGAGAGGUGCACAUGGAAGUUUGCGUACUUUCAUAAAUGUCUACAAGAAAGAGGGAUGGUGCGACCUUUCACUGGCGAAGAGAAUAUAGCCAAAACAUGGACCUAUCCUCCCUUACAAGACACGAGGGAAGCAGCGGAGCAUGUGAUUCGAGCACUAGCCGAACGUGGCUGGAACUUGCAGCCUUAACGGGUCAGAACCAACGUCUUUCUUUUCUUUCUCCAGGCUCAAGUUCAAGGAUCUUUAAUCAGUUGACCUCAUUACUAAGGAUUGGGGAAGCAAGAUGAACAUAUUGAUGGUCAAACCUUUCUUUGACUGGGUUAAUGGACCAGCGGCUAAAGUUUCGUAUAUUGAUGAGAUUAUCUUGACCUGUUGAUAUUGGUUAUUAUGUUAGUGCAGGACAUUUGAGAAUUCAACAUAAAUUCUCUUUUACAUGUUGCGGCUUGUAUGGGCGUAUUCUCUCAACAACUAGGGAUUAUUUUUAUUAUAAUCAAAUUUUGUUAUGUGUAAAA
This is a messenger RNA of Helianthus annuus (common sunflower), 1571 nucleotides long. Its product is annotated as mitochondrial fission protein ELM1. Gene Ontology annotation, biological process: mitochondrial fission. Gene Ontology annotation, cellular component: mitochondrial outer membrane. The coding region runs from base 94 to 1248 and encodes 384 amino acids. The transcript has 11 exons. NCBI's taxonomy places the organism in Eukaryota, Viridiplantae, Streptophyta, Magnoliopsida, Asterales, Asteraceae. The record is from RefSeq and is a predicted model, not a curated record.